GUUAUGAAUAACUUAGUACUAGCUGAAAGAAGAAGAUCUAGGAGGCAAUCUAUCUCUUCCAAAGCCAUGGUCAAGGUCAGAAACUUCUCUGAAAAGCCUUCCAAAUCCAAGGUAAUUGUGGUUCAGUUCUAAACUCAUAGACUCAGGGAAGGAGAGCAAGAAAAUAAGGAAAAAUUGAAGCAAAAGUUCAAUGGUCCACGACUCAAAAAUAUCUUAAACAUCAGCAAGCAAGAAGACCAUAAGAAGCUUAUUAAAAAGGAUGGAAGUGUUGAUUUUGACCUUCUCCAUUACGAUCUUAAUGAAUUAUUCUUUCAAACACCAGUAUUUGAUGUCCCUCCCCUCUCAUUCGACCUUGAAGAAAAGGAAGCAGCAGAGAGAAAAUCCCUACAAGUUCUUCAGAGCAAACUUGAGAAGCAGAAGGCUGACCCUAACAAUCGCGAAGACUUCAUAAAAAUAAACACAGCUCCAAAUAAAGGAUGGGGAAGAAUUAUGAACAUGAUCCUCAACGAAGGAGAGUACAAAAUGAAAUACAUCAGGAAUUACGAAUAAAAUAAAAGACUCCUCAACAAAGGGAGAGUACCAUUUGUAUUUCAAAGUAGCUCUCCUCCGAAAAAGACAACAGUAGAACUUUCUAAAAAUAAGUCCUGAGAGUUUUCCUUCAAUUUUGAGAGAAAUACUACUAAUAAUUCACAAGAAAAGUUGUUUAUCGAGGAACAUUGAGCCCAUAAAGAAUAUGAUUAUGCUAAGGAUAAACUGAUAAACUUAAAGAAUGAAAACUCUAGAUUUCUAAAAGUACUCAAGGCAUUCAUCAAGAAACCUCUUAAAAUACAUAAGAGAUCAGGUUAUAUCCCUUUUCCAAGAGUAAAGAGCAGGCUUUCUCCUAUAAAAAGUAGAAAUAGUUCCUUCUUAACUAAGAAUCCCAAACCUACUAUAAAUCCUGAGCAUACACAUAAAACCGUCAUUCCUCCCAAAGAAAUUAAUCACAACUACACAAGACAAAUUAUGAAAUUUAUAGAAUUUUAUGAGAGAUCUCCGAAAGAUAGCAAGAAAUUUAAAAGGCACCAGAAUGGAAAUAUCUCGAACAAAUUUAAUAGACUUUUUCACAACAGAAAAUUUAGCCUUGAAGUAGCCAAAUGUAACCUCCAAAAGAUGCCAAAUAAUAGGUAUAAAGUGCAUGAGGAAGUCAAACAAAUGAUAAAUAAGCUACAGCAAAGGGCUAACUCAGUGGGAAAUGAAACCUUAUUUAGAUAA
This is a messenger RNA of Moneuplotes crassus, 1251 nucleotides long. The record is from the annotation of a GenBank genome assembly. Lineage: Eukaryota; Ciliophora; Spirotrichea; Euplotida; Euplotidae.